This is a messenger RNA of Abrus precatorius (Indian licorice), 1623 nucleotides long. RefSeq lists its product as uncharacterized. The transcript has 7 exons. The record is from RefSeq and is a predicted model, not a curated record. Bases 67 to 1383 code for a protein of 438 amino acids. NCBI's taxonomy places the organism in Eukaryota, Viridiplantae, Streptophyta, Magnoliopsida, Fabales, Fabaceae. Gene Ontology annotation, cellular component: Golgi apparatus.
UCUAAUCUGUGAAAUCUGCCUCACUCCCUCAACAGCAAUAACAACACAGACGUAGCAGAAAUUUCGAUGGCAUUUCACAGAGGCGCAAAGACGAAACCGAAACCCGCGAGAUCUUCAAUUUUGCUCCUUGUCGCAGCAGUGACAGCGAUUGCAAUCCUCUUCCUCUUCUCCUCUAUGCUCUCAACCGACAACGUACGACGACGACAACAACAACAACAAAAACAGGAGUCAGAGGAGAAGUACCUGUAUUGGGGAACCCGAAUCGACUGUCCCGGAAAACACUGUGUAUCUUGCGAAGGCCUGGGCCACCAAGAAUCCAGCCUCCGAUGCGCCCUCGAAGAAGCCAUGUUUCUUCAACGAACUUUUGUGAUGCCAUCGAGGAUGUGUAUUAAUCCCAUACAUAACAAGAAAGGAAUCCUUCAUCAUUCCACUAAUGCUACUACUUCUGAGGAAAGGUGGGCUGCGAGUUCUUGUGCCAUGGACUCUUUGUAUGACAUAGAACUCAUAUCGGGAAUUGUUCGUGUGAUUUUGGAUGAUUCAAAAGAGUGGUAUACGGUUCUAUCCACAAGCAUGAAGUUGGGAGCCAGAGGAGUUGCACAUGUGGAAGGAGUUAACCGUGUUGAUCUUAAAGAAAAUAACCGCUACUUGGAUUUGUUGCUCAUUAACAGAACUGCAAGCCCUCUGUCUUGGUUUAUGGAAUGCAAGGAUCGAAACAACCGUAGUGCCAUAAUGCUGCCAUAUUCAUUUCUGCCAUCAAUGGCUGCUGGGAAACUAAGAGAUGCAGCAGAAAAGAUUAAAGCACAACUUGGUGAUUAUGAUGCCAUCCAUGUUCGUCGUGGGGAUAAAAUAAAGACCAGGAAGGAUAGAUUUGGUGUAGCAAGGACCCUGCAUCCUCACCUUGAUAGGGAUACACGGCCUGAGUUUAUUGUAUGUAGGAUAGCAAAGUGGGUCCCUCCUGGAAGAAUCUUGUUUAUUGCUUCAAAUGAAAGGACUCCAGGGUUUUUUUCACCACUUUCUGUCAGUAUGCUUUGGAAGGCGAAGCUGAUCAUAGACAAAUAUCACAAAAACAAGAUUCCAAUAGUCACUUCCGUUUCUGCAGCAAACUUUUGGCAGGCAUCAAAUACUCUUCUUUAUGUCCUUUGUGAUUCUCUUGCAGAACAUUCAAGGAAGAUGAGACAGAUUAUAGCCUCACUGAUGACCCAAAAAAGAACACUAAAGUUUGGCAGAUACCUGUUUACAACGCGGAUGAAAUUUGCUGACAACUUGACUCAGUAUGCGACAAUUUCAAUGAAGCUGAAGUAUACUUGCAUACCCAAAAUCUUUAUGAAGAAAUUCUUGCUGAGGAAGAAAUCAGAGGCGAUUUGUUUGUGUUGUACAUUGUGAUGUUAGCUAAAGUUCAGAUUUAAUUUAUUCAUUUAAUGCAUGUAUUUGUCACACAGUAAAGCUGAAGUGGCCACUAAAUUGUUUUUAGGAUGGAAACUAGUUAGAUGGACACUAGUUUGUAUGUACGAGUCUUAAUAAAAAAAUUGGCUUUGUAAUGUAAACCAUCUGCGUUGGUAUCAUCACUCUAGCAUGUACUUACCAGUGUUUAUAAGUUAUCUUCAAAUGUUUGUUAGUGGAUUU